AUUUUUCCCCCCGCUAAUGGAACAAAAACUAAUGAUUUCGGAACAGAUAGCCAUUAAUCUGCUUGUUAAAUCGAAUGAGGUUAAUUCACUGUAAAAUGGCCAUCUCCAAAUUCCAGCUCACCGUUUCUCCACCAUUAUUUCCCUCCUGUUCCAUUGGACAACAUAUUUUGGUUAUUUCCCUUCCUGCGUUUCCCAUUGGUCGCUCUGGGUUUGACAAACAGUAAGAGGGUUGCCCUUAACGCUUCGAAAAAAAGUUUUCCAGAAGUGAAUAUCAAUCAGAGAGAACUCAACGACAGAAAAAGAGACGUAGAGAAGUUGGACGGAGACGCAAAACAUCGAGAUAUAUUAACAAACUAACUUCUCGGAAAAGAUAUUCAGCUAAAGUCUCAUCGUUGGGAAUGGGUUCUUUUAUUUUUAAGCCUUUAAAGGGCAUACAUUAGACUUGGGUUUGGAUUACCGUCGUCACCGGAGACCUAAAUCCACCCGAUAUAAACAUUUUGCGCGUGCGGCAUUCCUGCGCCUGCCGCCCGGACGGAGUUUCUAUUUGUCCUCCGUUGGAUUUGCAGUGGGAGAGAUGAGUGACAGGAGACGAUCCGCUGCCGCGCUGAGUUCACGAGCGCACGCCUUUUCGGUAGAAGCCCUGAUCGGGACAAACAAGAAGCGGAAGCUCCGGGGCUGGGAAGAAAAAGAACUGGAGCUGUCUAUGGAGAGCCUCGCGAGCAACGAACAGUUGGGAGACGGCGAGGAUCCAGCGAAUUGUCUGGAUAUCGAUCCGGAUUCGGAGGCCAGCCCGGGCUCUGACGGAGAGGGUCUGGCGGAGAGGACGUCCUGCUCGUUCGGCUCCCCGGCGGACCUGACCCCUGCCGCCUGCGACCCUUCACCCUCAGCCUCUAUGGAGGAGAUCCAGGUGGAGCUGCAGUGCGCUGACUUGUGGAAACGCUUCCACGACAUUGGUACAGAAAUGAUCAUCACAAAGGCAGGAAGGAGAAUGUUCCCUGCUAUGAGAGUUAAAAUCGUCGGACUGGAUCCACAUCAGCAGUAUUACAUUGCCAUGGACAUUGUACCAGUGGACAACAAGAGAUACAGGUAUGUGUAUCACAGCUCAAAGUGGAUGGUGGCGGGAAACGCAGAUUCCCCAGUGCCGCCCAGGGUCUAUAUCCACCCGGAUUCACUGGCUUCAGGAGACACCUGGAUGAGACAAGUGGUCAGCUUUGACAAACUCAAACUCACCAACAAUGAGCUGGAUGAUCAAGGCCAUAUCAUCCUGCACUCGAUGCACAAGUAUCAGCCCCGUGUCCACGUGAUCCGAAAAGACUUCAGCAGCGAGCUUUCUCCAACCAAACCUGUUCCUACAGGGGAAGGAGUAAAGACGUUCAGCUUCCCAGAGACCGUCUUCACUACGGUCACAGCCUACCAGAACCAACAGAUUACCCGUCUAAAGAUUGACCGCAACCCCUUUGCCAAAGGAUUCCGGGACUCGGGGAGAAACAGGACUGGGUUGGAGGCAAUAAUGGAGACAUAUGCUUUCUGGAGACCUCCAGUGAGGACGCUGACGUUUGAGGACUUCACGAACAUGCAGAAACAGCAAGGAGGGAGCACUGGCACCUCUCCCACUACCUCCAGCACUGGCACUCCAUCUCCCUCCGGUGCGACACACCUUCUCUCCCCGUCCUGUUCCCCUCCUACUUUCCAUCUGGCACCCAACACCUUCAAUGUGGGCUGCAGGGAGAGCCAGCUGUGUAACCUGGGCUUGUCCGAGUACCCCGCAUGUGCCAGAAGCAACAUGGCCGCCCUGCAGGGCUACGGAGGACUAGCCGACGGCUCCUACGGCCGCCUCCAGACCACAGGAGGCACUGUAACCUCCGCCCAGGCUUCUGAUUCCUUCUUGCCUCAGAGGACUUCCUCUCUCAUCGCUGCAGGAAUGCAGGGAGGGGCUCACGCCUCAUUGGCUGCUGGUAACAGCAGCGGUUGCAGCGGCGGGGGUAAAAUGGAUGCGUAUGGAAGUCAGCUGGCCUCUUUUCCCGCAUCCCAGCUACAGUACGUCAUGCAGGCAGGGGCGAGCUCCGCCUCUGGGUCAUCAGCUUCAUCCAGCUCAUCCCCGUCCUCCGCGCAUAUGUUCUCUGGGAGCCAUCAUCACGUGCAGCAGAGCACAUACAACGCUUUUUCCCUUCACAAUCCCUACAACCUGUACGGAUACAACUUCCCAGCAUCACCGCGCCUGGCUGCCAGCCCAGAGAAGCCUCAGGGUGGCUUACUGUGCUCUUCCUCCUCUGCCGGAGCAUUUGCUGAACGUCAAUACCUGUCCAACAGCGGCAUGGACAGUAUGCACAUGAUCAGCAACCCCGCGGGCAGCCAACAGGGGGCCGGCAGCUGUGACGGCCGCCAGUAUGGCUCCUCUUCACAGAUGUCCAUGCACAUGGUUUGAAGUGCUUGGAAAAUGUUAAAUAAACCAAAAACAGAUAAAAACACUAACAGCUGCUGCAAUUUUUUGCUCAGCGUUACAGGGUUUUCAGAGUUUUAUUAUUCAAAAUGUCUGAUAUUUUGGCAUGAGCAUUUCACCAUCAUGAUAUUGGAGACAACAGCCGUUCAAUGUGCACUUAUUGUCAUCUCAUUGCCAUAUAACUCAUCAGACUAUAAUGGAGUUAAAGUGUUACCUGUGUUCAUCUCUUACAUAAUAUGCCGUCAAAAGCAAAUGGAUAUACAAGCUAAAAAUGACUCUUCAAACUCGACUGUUGUUGUUGCUGACCCGCCGACCUCAACGAUGUGCAAAACUGAACUAAGUCAAAUGAGGUCCGAUUUUUAGAAGAUGGAUUCUGGUGAGGAUUCAUAUUUGGUGCAAUAAUAACAGCAAUAAUGGACCCAUAACUGUCCAACAUUAACAGAGACAUCAGCCAGAACUAAACAUAUCCUCAAAACUGUGACGAAUAAAUGUUGUCAGUAUGACGUUUUUGUUGUUGAUAAUAAUAUACAAUGCUUGUCAUAGAGGUUGCGAUACGAUGUUGGAAACCGACGGACUCUCUCAGGAUGGCAAAGUUAAAUCCUCCUGUAAUAACAGGGUCUCUGUGUGUUUCUGACAAUUUGUUACUGAAAUGCUGAACCUUUGCCUAUUGGUUUGGAAAUGGCUUAACCAUAUCCUGAGUGGAACAUAAACAUAUAAACAAUAGUGAAUGCACGUAAAGCACAUAGGUUUUAAAUUGUUGUGUGGAUAAAAACCAUAGGAAGACAAGGUAAUUAAGGUAUAUGCUUUGGAGUGUUUGUAAAUGAAUAUAUUUAAAUGCUAAGCAAUUCUAUGGCCAGUGUAUGUUGAAUUAAAACCAGUGUGGGAGGAAUGAACAAAUGUUGUUUUAGGCUUUUGAGGCUGUAAAUACAAGUGCCAAGCACAUAAAGCUCAUUAAAUAAACAUUAUAAGUUCUC
Messenger RNA from Rhinichthys klamathensis goyatoka, 3414 nucleotides. It is a transcript of the gene tbx15, whose product is annotated as T-box transcription factor 15. NCBI's taxonomy places the organism in Eukaryota, Metazoa, Chordata, Actinopteri, Cypriniformes, Leuciscidae. The record is from RefSeq and is a predicted model, not a curated record. The transcript is spliced from 8 exons. Gene Ontology annotation, biological process: regulation of transcription by RNA polymerase II; cell fate specification; positive regulation of DNA-templated transcription. The coding region runs from base 575 to 2425 and encodes 616 amino acids. Gene Ontology annotation, cellular component: nucleus. Gene Ontology annotation, molecular function: RNA polymerase II cis-regulatory region sequence-specific DNA binding; DNA-binding transcription factor activity, RNA polymerase II-specific.